UGAUCCUCAUGAUCGUCGUAUACGGAUUUCUAGGAAUGUGAUUUUCUUUGAAAAUCAAUAUUUCUUUCCAUCUCGUGUUGAGAUGCCAUCUGCAUCUUUAUCUCUUCUGCCUAGCUUUUAUAAUUCCCCGACAAUUGUGGAAAGGUUCAAACCUGGUUUUGUGUAUGGAAGACGUAGUCGACAUGAGUCUGGUUCCACUUCCUUUGUGCCCCCUCACGAUCUUGACCUGGCACCUGCUCCGGCUUCCACCACUCUUCACCGGUCUACUCGCCCUUCUCAACCCCCUGAUUGGCCAUGGAACAUGAGUGUUGGCAAAAUGCAAUGCAAACAGAACUUCAAGCACUUGAGAAGAAUCACACUUGAGAUAUUGUUCAUUGCCCCUACAGUCAAACCUAUUGGGAGUAAAUGGAUUUUUUCUGUAAAGUUUCGUUUUGAUGACUCUUUGGAUCGGUACAAAGCUCGACUAGUAGCUCUGGAAAACAAACAUGAAUAUGAGAUUGAUUAUGAGGAGACAUUUGCUCAUGUUGCCAAAAUGACCACGAUUCAAACCAUUUUAGCUAUUGCUGCUUCAUAGUCGUAGCAAUUGCAUCAGAUGGAUGUGAAGAACGUCUUUCUUCAUGGUGAUCUCUAAGAAGAAAUCUACAUGAAGCUUCCCUCUGGUAUGACUACUUCUCCUCAUGAUGUCUGUAAGCAAAUGUGUUCUCUGUAUGGGCUCAAGCAAGCUCUCCGGGUUUGAUUUGAGAAGUUUCGCAGUACAUUUCUUACCUUCAAUUUUACACAAAGUUAGUGUGAUUCUUCUCUCUUCUUCCACAAGUCUGCAUUGGGUAUAGUCCUUCUCUUGGUUUAUGUGGAUGAUAUUGUCAUUACUGGAACUGACUUUGGUUUGAUUAAUAAGUUUUAGCAGUUGUUGCAUGCGACUUUCCAUAUGAAAGAUCUUGGCCAGCUCACAUACUUCUUAGAA
Juglans microcarpa x Juglans regia is the source of this 961-nucleotide messenger RNA. RefSeq lists its product as uncharacterized. The transcript has 2 exons. Bases 83 to 574 code for a protein of 163 amino acids. The record is from RefSeq and is a predicted model, not a curated record. NCBI's taxonomy places the organism in Eukaryota, Viridiplantae, Streptophyta, Magnoliopsida, Fagales, Juglandaceae.